Molecule: messenger RNA, 4120 nt
Organism: Homarus americanus (American lobster)
Lineage: Eukaryota; Metazoa; Arthropoda; Malacostraca; Decapoda; Nephropidae
Product: pro-resilin-like
Exons: 4
Coding region: 230-1552 (440 amino acids)
Source: RefSeq, a predicted model, not a curated record
UUUACUUUCUCGAGAGUGGCAUCGGUGUGAGGCCCCGGCGAGCGCCCCGGCUCUCGUUAUCAGUCCUCUGCAGCCGCCGCGGCCGCAUCUCCCAGUGGACGCUCCUGGAACACUAGCCCCUUGUCUCCCAAGCCAACCAUUCCUACGCCGCCAACGUCGUCGUCGUUGUUAUACACCUGAAGAAUAUAACUGUGACGGCCGCCACGCUACGGACGCGCCUGCCGCCGCCAUGACUUUACUCAAGCUCAGCGUGGUUUUGGCGACGGUCGGGGUGCUGGCCUUAGCCGACAAGCCGCCUACGGGACCCCAGCUGCAUCAUUUCACCGGCCAGGGUGGCUACGACUCCUUCGGCCAGAAUUCGGCCCCCGUGCCUGCCUACGGUGGCCCGAGCCAUGACAUUGGGAUUUCUCACCAUGGCGGAGGAGGUGGCUACCCUCCGCCCGUUUACCCUCCUCCCCAAACCUACCACCAAACAGGUUACCAGACGCACUAUGUAAGCAUUCCCAGACCUAUCAGGCAAUCAGGAGGCGAUAAGGGCAAGAGCAAGGGCAAGGGCAAGGGCAACCCCUUCAAGGGAAUCGAUCAGAUGUUCAAGGAUGCUGGGAAGAAGUUAACCAAGUUCAUGAGUGACUACAUUGACUACAACGUGGACGACUCUUACGGUGAGCCCACAUACUCGUACGCUGCACCAGUUGCGGCUUACUCUCCGCCUGCCACGUCCUAUGGUGCUCCAUCUCCUUCUUAUGGCGCCCCAUCUCAGUCUUACGGAGCUCCUGCCCAAACUUACGGCCACACUGAGUACCAUACUACAUACCAGGCUGUCCCCAUCCCAGUAGCUUACGACGAUUAUGAAGAGGAAGAAUCCUUUGGCGGGAAGCUGGCGAAGGGUUGGGACAAGGCAAAGGAACAAUUCUAUAAAUGGGAGGAGGAGACUUCCAAAAAAAUUAAGGACUUCUUCAGCUACGACAGCUACGACGAGGAACCAGAGUACAUAUACUACGAGACGCCUGUACACUACGCUCCUUCCUACGGCGCUCCUGCACCCACCUACCACGCCCCAGCACCCACUUACCACGCCCCAGCACCUGUCGUGUCAGGCAAGGGAAAGGGAAGUUUUGGUGGCAAGGGAGGAUUUGGAGGAGGUGGCAAGGGAGGAUUUGGAGGAGGCGGCAAGGGAGGAUUUGGAGGAGGUAUAGGAGGUGGCAAGGGAGGAUUUGGGGGAGGUAUAGGAGGUGGCAAGGGAGGAUUUGGAGGAGGUAUAGGAGGUGGCAAGGGAGGUUUUAGAGGUGGAAAGGGGAAAGGUGGAGGUGGUCUUGGCAGUAGUAUUGGUAAAGGCAAAGGUGGGAGCGGUUUCCAUGCACCAGCCCCUCAGCCCAUCGUCGUCCAACCCCAGCCCUAUGUUCCUCCUCAACCUUCAUAUGGCCCUCCCCCAACUUCCUAUGGUGCUCCUCCCCCAACGUCAUACAGUGUCCCAGCUGUUCCUGUCCACCACGGCUCUGGCCCUGUUGUGCCCCAUGAUAUAUCUCACGAGACAUCAUCAUAUGCAUCGUAAACUGAGCUGUAUCAAACGGUCCACAUGGUCAAGCUCAUCUGCCUCGUCUUAGCCGAGCCAAAAUCUCUACCUUAAUGCAUGCCAUAGAUUGUAAGCCUUGAUUUCCCCUUAUGUGGGUCCAGAGGCAACCCGCACUCCAUACUUCAUGGUUGUGAUAUUCCAAAUUGCUCUCUACUUCUUGGCUGCUUUUCCUUGGACACGUUUGCCGAGAUGGUACUGAUCCGCCAGGGUUGUCACUUGCUUGUAGUGAGGUAGUGCCACAAACUCUCUCCUGUACAAAAGAUGAACGUGUUUUGCAUCCUUGUUACAAAGCCUUUGAAUUAAGUUUUUUUUUUUACGUAUUUGGAUUGUUAUUUUCUCUGUAAGCAUUAGUGACAUUUGCCUUCCUUGGUGUUUUAUAAAUACUGUUUGUAGUAGAAUAGGUUUGUUGAUACUGUAUCAUGAAUAUAUUGUUGUGUGCUAAAGUUUCAUCUUGCUAGUCAAGAUUUAACAUAAUUUGAAUUAACUGAAACUUUCCAAGACAUUUUAUGUUCUACUAAUUGCUUUCAAAUUUAUGACAUGAAAAUAUUUUUGCUGUUUUCACUUAUUUAUAGGAGAUUUUUAAUAUAUUGCUAGAUAAAUAUAAAUAUUUCCACUUCUUAGAAUGACACCAAAAUAUGCAAAGUAAAGACUAAGGAAGGAACCACUGGCGCCAAGUGUGCAAGUUUAGCACUCAGUGUUCUGUAUGUAGCAACGCCACUUGUUUAUGUACGAGAAUAUUUCAAACAAGAUUUUUUUACUCUAUAACAUUUCAGUUUAUUGUGUCCUUUUUUUAGAACAUACAAGCUAAACCUUCUAAAUUUCAAUAAUGUAAGUUUACUAUCGUUCUCUAAGGGUUCUUUCAGUCAACAGGAAGUAAAAAAUUUGGAGUGUGUAGGUGGUCAGUGCGGCUCCCAGGUGGUAUAUAUAAGAACCACUGGCUGGUCCAGAGGUUCAUUCUCAGUCUUACUUAUAAUUUUGUUGUCAGCGACGCUAGUGGAAACUUGCACUCUUCAUUAGCAUUUUUUCUUAAGAUCCUUGCAAAGUGACGCCGUCACAGUAUUAGCUCAACUUUGUACGUCUCUUUUGUUCCACAUUCUUCUUCCUCUUCACUCACAUAUCUUGUUCUCUCUUACGCUUCACUUUCUAUUGAAUAACUUCCAUUAUGUAAAUAAAUAUAUGUUUAAAUUUGUUGUAAUUAAAAAAAAUAAGCACUACCAAUUUUGGUAUAUUUACAAAUUUGGCCAAGCACUGACAUUAAAAAUAUUAUGGGCCAGUGAUUACGUUAUAGAGCCUGAAACAAACUUCAGAUGCUGCACUGUAAGUUUCUCAUGCAACUAAUAAAUAUUAAAAUCUAAAAUACCCCAAAAUGGUUACGAACAAUAUUUAUGUGGCAUAUAUUUAUGAGCAUAAAUUUGAUCUUUCACAAGUGUAUUGAACACGCCAAGUGAACGAGAGUUUCACACUUAAACAUCUAUUGCUACUGUAUUUCUUCUUCGUAAGCAUCGUAAUGUCAUGAUGUUUUAGUUGUAUAAAAAAUCAGCAUACCAAAUCAAAUCACAGAAUUUUAGUGUUAGGUUAUUUCGCAUUUCCUUUCUGGUUUUCCAGGAUAUUUAGGAUAUUCCAAUAUUUUUUCUUGCUUCAAUAGUUUCCCCACACUUGUCUCCCUCUACCACUAGUUUAAAAUAACCUGUCACCUGCUGGCCACUCUCCCUGGGUGGUGGUGGACAAAAUCAGGACUUUGCUCAAAACUCACUAGUGGGAAUGGUUUCCCAGUUGUGUCACUCUUCUUGAUGACUUGAAGGACCCAUUCCUGAAACGGAGCAUUGUUUAUUUGUAAACCGAGUUGUCAUAUACAUGUCUUUUUUUCAAUAAGCGUUGGAACAUGCCAGUUUGUAAUGCAUCAUUUGUUAUUAUGUAAAGAUCAGCCACUGAGCGCCACUGGUAGUAUUUAGAUAUGGCCAUUUAUUUAGGUAUAACUUAAGUCUCCAUAUUCUGGUACUGUCGUAGUCGCCUAUGGCUGAUGUUCCUCCUUGAGCCUGUAGGAGUGCUGGGAAAGUCAACUGCAAAGAUUAUUUUUCACUGUAAAAUUUAUGUAAUUGUAUCUUAAAGCUCAUUUUUUCUUCUUACUCUAAUGAUGGACACUCAAUAUUUAAUCUGGUCAAAAUACCCAGCAACCAUUUCUGCUAACUGCUUAUAAAGUAUUCGGAAUUUUCAACACGAUUUCCCCUCCAAUAUAAAACAAAAAUAAAACCAUCUAAAGCUAUCUCCUGCGGUUACGAACUUAUUAACAUAAAACACAAUAUCCAGAGUAUAACCCUUUAUGAUCCACUGUGACCUAACAUAAUAAAAAAAAAAUAAUAAUAAUGUGUGUAGACUUUCCCUGCACCCUUGUAAAUGAUGUCUCAGGAGUUACCUCAUUGUGUAUCAUUAUUGUAGUGUAAGCUUAUACAUUAUAGCAUUAAGAUUAUUUUCUAUAUGAUGCUGUAAAGUACAGAAAUUUGUGUGUCUCAUCUUUAUAAACCAAUAAAGGCCUUUUUAAAUGUUUAA